AUGCUCCAACGCAUCAACGAAUCAAAAGCAACGCAGUUCUUUGUUCUUACGUCAGUUUUGCAAUCCAUCAUAGAUACAUCGUUAGAAACUCGAGUAUAUCUCCGUAAUAUGAAUGCUCGCAAAGAAUUGGAAAAUAUCGAAAGAUCAAAUCCAUAUAUUUGUGACAUCGAUCCUUCGAUAGCGAGAAUGAAAAAUAUCACCGAAGAAAACAUUAUUUUUAUUUCUUUUCAAAUCUUUCAAGUGUGGUUUUGUUUUAACGCGAUCUAUAAUCAAAAUACCAUUCAGAUCAUUACCAUCGCUGCAGUUAAUUUUUGUUGUGCCUGUUUAAGCAUUGUUCAACUUCUUGAAGUCAAAAAAUGGUACCAUGAUUUCGAAUUGGCGUGUUCCGGCCUAAAGUUAUCGGAAAGAAAUCAUCUCACUAAUGACAUACCGUUAAUAAUAACAUUAAUGGUAUUUGCUACCAUCAUAUCUUUACUAAGUUGGAAAUUAUAUCGUCAAUUUGGUUGGAAUAUCUAUAAAAAAAUCGGGGGUGACAUCUCUAUGCAAGCGAUAGAAUCAUGUUCAGUGUUCGGAAUAAUUUUGUCAGUCAAUGAUCAAGACGAUAAAGAUCUUCCAAAGGGAUUUUAUUUGGUUCAUAUAGGUGUAACGACUAUGAUUAUUAUAAAUCAAAUAUUGGGAUAUCGUUCGAUUAGAAAAGAAAUGAAAUUGGGCAUGAUAUUAGUAUGUUCAUUCUGGGUUGUUAUUAUUAUAGAUUUUUGUAUACUCUUAAAGUAUUCAAUAGGAACUGUUGCGGACAGUUGGUACUUUUACACUGUGUUUCUGUCCGUGGGAAUCACACUGAGUUUGCUAUCGUUAAUAUGGUCCGUACGCGUUAAAAAUAAUUUUGGAAAGGGACUACAAGAUCAUAUUGAUCAAGAAAUUAGAGAACCGAAAGCUGGAAAUAAUCCUUCCCUUAAAGACGUAAAAAAGCCCCACCAAUGGGUAAUUGAUGAUUGA
Funneliformis caledonium is the source of this 996-nucleotide messenger RNA. The record is from the annotation of a GenBank genome assembly. Lineage: Eukaryota; Fungi; Glomeromycota; Glomeromycetes; Glomerales; Glomeraceae.